CAGAGAAUAGAAGCUGUCACAAAUUUUCAAUUAUUGCCACAAAACCGGCAGUUCGAACCCAAAAUUGACUGCGGUUUGUUGACGUUAUUUUUACUGUAGCUACGCAACAGUAGCGUCAUUGUUCAAUCUGCAAUGCACAUUCCUCCCUCCGAUUCCAGUUCGCAGUGUUCAAAGCAAGUCUUGUCACCAGUCUGGUGGAUGGUAAUGGUAUUUACCUGUUUUGCAUCAAAAACUUUAUCAAUUGGUAAAUACGGAAUCCUGAUGGCAUCUUUACAUCAAAAGUGUGCAGUGGGAUUAUACCCAAAGACCGAGGUUCAACGUUCUGUCAAGCAUGUGGACUGGGCUAUUCCAGAUGAAGGCUACUCUCCAAUAGAUUACACUGCCCCUAGCAUCCUCAAGCAACCACCUUAUGCUGACAAAUUACCCGACGCUGCCGACUUUUCUCCUGCAUGGAAUGCUCUGGACGGACAAGUAGACCGGCGUUCUCAUGAAGCUCCUUAUGCCAUUGUUGAUGGACUCCCUCGUAACCCUCACGGCCGCACUGGAGUUCGUGGCCGUGGUCUGCUUGGCAGGUGGGGACCCAACCACGCCGCUGAUCCCAUCGUCACCCGCUGGAAGCGGUCGCCGACAGGGGACAAGAUCAUGAACGAAAGCAGCGGCCUGCCAGUUCUGGAAUUUGUGUGCAUUCUACGUGGUGACGGCGGGGGCUGGGCCAUUCCUGGGGGCAUGGUCGACCCUGGCGAGGUGGUGUCGGCGACGUUGAGGCGGGAGUUUCUUGAGGAAGCUCUGAACGCCAACGAUCUCAGCCCCGAGGAGCGUCAGCUCAGAACACAGCAGAUCUCCGAGCUCUUUAAUAAAGGAGUUGAAGUGUUCAGCGGCUACGUGGACGACCCUCGCAACACGGACAAUGCUUGGAUGGAGACCGUCGCCCAGAACUUCCAUUGUCACGCUUAUGAUGAUGAUCCAGGAAGAACGUUGGUGCUUCGAUCCAGAUGUCAGUAG
This is a messenger RNA of Hyalella azteca, 1002 nucleotides long. RefSeq names its product ADP-ribose pyrophosphatase, mitochondrial-like. NCBI's taxonomy places the organism in Eukaryota, Metazoa, Arthropoda, Malacostraca, Amphipoda, Hyalellidae. Gene Ontology annotation, molecular function: ADP-ribose diphosphatase activity. The record is from RefSeq and is a predicted model, not a curated record. Bases 133 to 1002 code for a protein of 289 amino acids. The transcript is spliced from 8 exons.